Molecule: messenger RNA, 1026 nt
Organism: Punica granatum (pomegranate)
Lineage: Eukaryota; Viridiplantae; Streptophyta; Magnoliopsida; Myrtales; Lythraceae
Source: RefSeq, a predicted model, not a curated record
ACCGACACUGUCGGGUUCUGGUCGCUUCUUCUUCCUUGUCGCCCAAGACAAAAUACAAAUAUAUAUAUAUAUAUAUAUAUAUAAUUCAAUUCAAGCAACUCCCUCUCUCUUGUGGCCAAAAAAAAAAAAUAGAAAAAUAGAAAAACAACUCUCUCUCUCUAUUGAGGAAGAUCGAGGAAAACCUCAGCCCAGGGAGCUUCUUGAGCAUCAAGGACGGCUUCUCGUCUCUGAUUCUUCUGCAGAUUAUAAAUUGAAGCAGAGUUCUGAAGACUUCAGCAAUGACGACGACGCCGCUGGUGGUCGGAGCGGCAGUGGCAGCUGCGGCCAUGAGCGGGAGAUUCUUGAUCGGAGCAUGGAAUGCUUUCAAGGCCCGCCCUCGGGUCCGGAGAUUUUAUCCUGGCGGGUUUCAGCCAGUCAUGACCCGGCGAGAAGCUGCUCUCGUCCUCGGAGUCAGGGAGCAUGCAGUGAUGGAGAAGAUCAAGGAGGCUCACCGGAGAGUGAUGGUGGCAAACCACCCGGAUGCCGGAGGAAGUCACUACCUAGCUUCCAAGAUCAAUGAGGCCAAGGACGUCUUGACAGGACGGACCAAAGCUUCGGGAUCCGCUUUCUAACCCCCUUAAAAUUCCAAGAUUCAAUUCUGCAAUUGCGCGCAACAGAAUGUACUUCCACCGUGGUCAUUCUCUCCUGCUAACGUGCCUUCUGCUUUGGUGUCCAAGGCCAUCUCUUGGGAUAUAUCAUUUUUUUCUUGGUGGUUUUGAUUGAUUAUAAUCGUGCAUCGAUAUCGGAUUUUACAAUGUUUGAUAAGAUCUACUGAUUACCAGUAGAGCAAGCAUCUACAAAAAAUUUGCAUAUGCAUCACAUCAAGGAUCAGUAAAUGUGUCGGUGUAAUCCAUCUAUAAAUUUAACGAAGCAUCGAACUUUUCUUACAGCAGCUAACUUUAGUAUCAAUAUUUUAGUGAUAUCAGAACUUCCGAACAAAGCAUUACGAUAGAAUAUAUAUAUAUAUAUAUAUAUAUAUAUAUAUAU